GCAUCCAGCAGGCCAUUGUUCACUCCCCACGCAACCAAUUACGCCUUCAAUUGAGAAAAGAGGAAUAGUGCACAUAUAUCUUUUGUCUCUCGCAAACAACAUGGCCAACAAGGAAAAGGUUCUUCUUGCCUACUCUGGUGGUUUGGACACCAGCUGCAUCCUCGCCUGGCUCAUCGAGCAGGGCCAUGAGGUCGUCUGCUUCCUCGCCGACGUAGGCCAGGCUGAGGAUUUCAAGGAAGCUGAGCGCAAGGCCCUUGCGGUCGGCGCGAAGAAGCUCGUUGUCGAGGACCUGAAGCGUGAGUUCGUCGAGGAUCUCUGCUUCCGUGCCAUCCAGUGCAAUGCUAUCUGGGAGGACAGAUAUCUCCUUGGAACUAGCCUUGCCCGUCCCGUUAUUGCUAGAGCUAUGAUGCGUGUUGCUAAGCAAGAAGGCUGCACGGCCGUCAGCCACGGCUGCACCGGCAAAGGAAACGAUCAAGUCAGAUUUGAACUCGCAUUCUACGCCAUCCAGCCAUCUAUCAACGUCAUCGCCCCAUGGCGUCUUCCUGAAUUCUAUGAACGUUUCGCUGGUCGUAAUGACCUCCUCGACUACGCUGCCAAGCACAAUAUCCCCGUCACAUCUACAAAGGCAAAGCCAUGGUCCAUGGAUGAGAACCUCGCCCAUUGCUCCUAUGAAGCCGGCAUCCUGGAAGAAGCCGACGUCUCUCCACCAGAUGACAUGUGGAAGCUGACUGACGAUCCCCGAACCGCCCCCAACACACCCGAAGAUGUCACCAUCUUCUUCGAGAAGGGUCUGCCUGUUGGCGUCGUUCUGGGAUCCGACCCUAAGGCAGGAAACAAGAUCACCGACUCCUUGGAGCUAUUCACCACUCUCAAUGAACUUGGCCGUAAACAUGGAAUCGGUCGUAUCGAUAUUGUGGAAAACCGUUACAUUGGUCUUAAAUCUCGCGGAUGCUAUGACUCCCCUGCUAUGAGCAUUCUCCGCCUUGCACAUCUUGACCUUGAAGGCCUCGUCCUUGACCGCGAAGUUCGCCUUCUCCGUGAUCAAUUCGUCACUAUUACCUGGUCUAAGCUUCUCUACAAUGGUCUCUACUUCUCCCCCGAACGUAAAUUCAUCGAGAAGAGCGUUAUUGCCAGCCAGGACGACGUCAACGGCCAGGUCAGACUUCGCUGCUACAAGGGCUCCGUGAGCGUCUUGGGACGAAGCUCCGACACAAGCAAGCUCUACAGCCCAGAGCAGAGCAGCAUGGACAGUCUCGAGGACUUCCAACCCACAGACACCACCGGCUUUAUCGCUACCCAGGCCAUCCGCCUGAAGGCAUACGGCGAGGCUGAAGCCGCUGCCGGUAUUGAUCUCAGCGAAUCUUAAAAGACAGAAUAAGAAAGUGUUUUGGUUUCGGAUGUUUUUGGAAAAUAUCAAAGGAAAAAGUCUCGGACUGCAUGAUUUGGAGUUCUAGCAGGACUGGCUUUCGGUUACUACAGAAAUACAAAGUUUAUCUUUAUUGGAGGCUCCUUGUGAACAAGUCUUUGAUUUUGUUUUCCCAGUA
Messenger RNA from Coccidioides immitis RS, 1544 nucleotides. Its product is annotated as argininosuccinate synthase. Gene Ontology annotation, cellular component: cytoplasm. Gene Ontology annotation, biological process: urea cycle; L-arginine biosynthetic process. The transcript has 12 exons. Bases 101 to 1366 code for a protein of 421 amino acids. Gene Ontology annotation, molecular function: ATP binding; argininosuccinate synthase activity. Lineage: Eukaryota; Fungi; Ascomycota; Eurotiomycetes; Onygenales; Onygenaceae. The record is from RefSeq and is a predicted model, not a curated record.